Messenger RNA from Galeopterus variegatus (Sunda flying lemur), 1268 nucleotides. RefSeq names its product bradykinin receptor B2 (gene BDKRB2). Gene Ontology annotation, biological process: immune response; vasoconstriction; smooth muscle contraction. The coding region runs from base 40 to 1224 and encodes 394 amino acids. The record is from RefSeq and is a predicted model, not a curated record. NCBI's taxonomy places the organism in Eukaryota, Metazoa, Chordata, Mammalia, Dermoptera, Cynocephalidae. The transcript is spliced from 2 exons. Gene Ontology annotation, cellular component: membrane. Gene Ontology annotation, molecular function: bradykinin receptor activity.
CCCAGGUGGGGCCUCGUUUGUGUCCCACUCUGAGUCCAAAUGUUCUCUGCCUGGAAGAUUCCAAUGUUCCGGUCUGUUUAUGAAGACUCUGUGCCCACCACAGCCUCUUUCAGCGCCAAAAUGCUCAAUGUCACCUCGCAAGUCCUUGUGCCUGCUCUUAAUGGGACCCUUUCCCAGAGCAACAAUUGCCCCGACACCGAGUGGUGGGGCUGGCUCAACGCCAUCCAGGCCCCCUUCCUCUGGGUCCUGUUCGUGCUGGCUGCGCUCGAGAAUGUCUUCGUCCUCAGCGUCUUCUGCCUGCACAAGAGCAGCUGCACGGUGGCGGAGAUCUACCUGGGGAACCUGGCCGCGGCAGACCUGAUCUUGGCCUGCGGGCUGCCCUUUUGGGCCAUUACCAUUGCCAACAACUUCGACUGGCUCUUCGGGGAGAUCCUCUGCCGCGUGGUGAACACUAUGAUCUACAUGAAUCUGUACAGCAGCAUCUGCUUCCUGAUGCUGGUGAGCAUUGACCGCUACCUGGCCCUGGUGAAAACCAUGUCCAUGGGCCGGAUGCGUGGGGUGCGCUGGGCCAAACUCUACAGCCUGGUGAUCUGGGGGUGCACGUUGCUCCUGAGCUCACCCAUGCUGGUGUUCCGGACCAUGAAGGAAUACAGAGACGAGGGCCACAACGUCACCGCCUGUGUCAUCAACUACCCAUCCAACACCUGGGUGGUGUUCACGAACGUCCUCCUGAACUUCGUGGGCUUCCUGCUGCCUCUGAGUAUCAUCACCUUCUGCACAGUGCAGAUCAUGCAGGUGCUGCGCAACAACGAGAUGCAGAAGUUCAAGGAGAUCCAGACGGAGCGGAAGGCCACAGUGCUGGUGCUGGCCGUGCUGCUGCUGUUCGUGGUCUGCUGGCUGCCGUUCCAGAUCAGCACCUUCCUGGACACGCUGCUGCGCCUCGGCGUCCUCUCUGGCUGCUGGGAUGAGCACAUCAUCGACGUGAUCACGCAGAUCAGCUCCUUCUCGGCCUAUAGCAACAGCUGCCUCAACCCGCUGGUGUACGUGAUCGUGGGCAAGAGCUUCCGGAAGAAGUCUCGGGAGGUGUACAGGAGAGUGUGCCAGAAAGGGGGCUGCGGGCCAGAACCCAUCCAGAUGGAGAACUCCAUGAGCACGCUGCGGACCUCCAUCUCGGUCGAACGCCAGAUUCACAAAUUGCCGGACUGGGGAGGGAGCAGACAGUGAGCUACUGUUCAUUCAUACAAGGAUUGAUGGACAGUUACUCUUCA